Messenger RNA from Rhinocladiella mackenziei CBS 650.93, 4365 nucleotides. RefSeq lists its product as uncharacterized. The transcript has a single exon. Bases 1 to 4365 code for a protein of 1454 amino acids. Lineage: Eukaryota; Fungi; Ascomycota; Eurotiomycetes; Chaetothyriales; Herpotrichiellaceae. The record is from RefSeq and is a predicted model, not a curated record.
AUGGACAAACACGCCUCUUCGCGAGGUAGUGCCGCCGAUGAGACUUCUCCGCUUAAAUCCAGGACGACGCCUUCGACAACAAAGCCGACCACGAAACCAGCAGCUCCUCGACUUUCUACCGGAACUCGCCCUACCACUACCUCUUCCGCCGCCAAAUCAACAGUAGGAAGUUCACUGAGCAAGCCUCCAGCCCGGCCUACGACAACAACUGUUCGAAAGCCUGCUAGCGCGACCUCCACUUCUACGUCUGCGACUCAUCAAAAGAGACAAUCGGCCGGUUCGGUAGAUGAGAAACCUUCGGGCGAGGAGAAGAACAAAGAUGGCAUAUCGGCAAAACCAAAGAGGAUGUCGUUGGCUCCCUCCACGACCGCGGACAGGACGUCCGCCUCCAAGUCUGUUACGGCCACUCCCGCUCGACGGACAACUCUGGCGCCUACGUCAUCGACCCGACCCAGUACGAGUAGUCCCGUUGGAGUCAAGAAGGUUGCUGCGAGCCCUAGUACUUCUCGAACCCCCGCGACUACUCGAACCAAGCCUCUGACUUCCACCACUUCACGAAACGUCGGCGCUGGCACCUUAGCCGAGAAGAAGCGACUCAGCACGAUCCCUGCGUCUCCUGCGGCAAAAGCUGAUGUGGAAGAGCCGGAGGAUAACAAAGAGAAUGUUGAAUCUCCCUCUGAAGAAAAGGCCCCGGUUCGUCCGGCCUUGGGAUCAAGGAAAUCUACCAGAUCCGUGUUGAUCGAACAGCGAAUACGCGAGUUUGAACUGGUCAACAGUAUGCUGCAGGCUGCGAUGACGGCAGAUGGUGCAGAUGACCAAGAGCAGCAAUCUGUCAAUCAAGAAGCCGCCGCCACCAUUGCAAAGCUCAAAUCAGAUCUUGCCAAGGUGAGGGAAUUCGAGCAGCAGAACGGUCGGUUACCUACGGAAGCGGAGUUGGGAGAAAUACAGUCUGUGCUAGCAGAACCCGAUGUCCAAUUAGAACAUACGGGUGAGAAUGGAGUGUCGGGAUAUGCAGUGGUGACGGAGCUGCAAAACGAACUAGCGCAAAGCAGGGCCCAGACUGAAGCACUACAAGCCGAAUUGGCUGACCUAAAGACCAAGCUUGAGGAGUUCGGCCGCAGUGCGGAAGAAGAAAGUCUGCGGGCGCAAGAGGCUGCUGAAUCAAUCAGAGCGGAGCAUGCGAAAAAGAUUGAAGAACUAUCUUCACUUCACCAGAAUCAGUUGCAAGAGUUGGAAAAUUCACACCAGGAAAACGUGCGAGGACUGAGUGACAGCCAGGAGGCCGAGACAGAAAAUUUGAAAGAACAAUUAUCUAAGGAGAUUGCUUUGAAGGAUGAGGAAAUUGAAAAGCUCCAACUCGAUCUGGAAGCGAAGAAACUCGAAUCCGAGAAAUCUGGCGAGGUAGAAACACAGAUUGCCACACUGGAAGCUCAGUACAAAGAACAGAUGACCGAGCUUCAAAUUCAACUUGAGCAGGCUGGAGCAGAAGUGGCCGACAAACAAAAGGAAGUUUCUCAGCAGCAUGAGGAGUAUGCCAAAAUUCAAGAGGAGAUGUCACGUCAGGGCCAGGUCAUUCAAACCCUCAAGACGGAAAUCUCCAAUUUCCAGCAGUCCAAGAAGGAGGAAAUUGACUCGCAAACCGCUUUGAUAUCUCAACUCCAGGGUGAAAUUAAGAUUCUUACCCAGGAGAAGGCGGACGUGGCUGCGGCAGCUGCAUCAUCCCUCGCAGCAGCAGAGAAGACAUAUUCCGAAAAGAUUCAAGCGAUUGAACAGCAAUUGAGUGCAGUCCAAGAGGAUUUGAAGAAGGCAGAGGCCUUGCAUGAAAGCAACCUCCAAGAAGUCUUGAAGAAGUCUGAAGCAGAGCUCGGUGCUGUUCGCGCAGAGCUUGAGGGGUCCACGACGUCACAAGCAAGCAAACUCCAAGCCCUGGAAGCUGAUCUGGAGAAAGCAAAUAAUGAAGCAAAAACAAAACAGCGAGCUCAUGAAACCGCUCUUUCUGAACUGCAAACUCAAUUAGAUGCAGCGAAAGUGGCUCUUGACGAAGCGGCAACGAAGCACGAUACUCUUCUCAAGGAUCAUAAAUCUCUCAGCAACGCUGCCGAACAGGAACUGGCUGCAUUGAAAUCUCGCCACGAUGAGGAGCUGCAACGACUACGGUCAGGAUUCCAGUCACAACAUGAAGAGGAAAUUGCGGCAUUGAAAGUGGGACACGCUGAUCAGAUUCAACAGCUCGAACAAAAGGUUCACUCAUCCCAAAAGGAGAUCUCCUCCCUCAAAGAGACGCAUGCUGCGCAAGUCAAACAAUUGGAACAACAAAUGCAGUCAUCCCUGAAAGAUCUUGACGCUCUUGAAGCUGGACAUAUGGAAGAGUUGAAUCGGGUGAAGACUGAAGCCUCGGGACUGCAGCAGCGAGCGGUCGAGGAUGCUGAAAAGACUCAUAUUGAAAGAGUCCGGAAAAUAGAGCAUCAACUGAAUGCCGUUGAAGCCGAGCUGGCGGAGACCAAAUCUGCUCACUCCAAACAGCUGGAGGACUUGGAAAAACGGAGAACCUCAGAUCAGGACACUGCUUUGAAUGCGCUGAAGGAGUCUCAUGCAAAUAACAUCAAAGAUCUCCAGGCCCAACUGAAGGCUGCACUGGAGGCGACAGAUAAGGCCACGGCGGAGCACUCGGAACAACUUAAGCAGCUCGAAGAACAAACAGCAUCUCGACAUGCCGAGGCAAUCGAGUCUCUAAAGGCAAGUCAUGCCAAACAUCUUGAGCAGGCCGAAAAUGAUGCCAAAUCGACCAAGGAUCAAGCCCUUGCAGAGUUACGGGCCAACCUCGCCGAAGAGAAGCAACAACUGGAAUCUCAAUCAAAAUCCCUCCAGUCCGACCUUGAGGGCACCCGAUUCCAGCUUCAGAGUUUGAAAGGAAUCUUGCAAUCAAUGGAGGAAGAAGGCAAAGAAAAGGAACAGAUGCAUGCGGCAGCACUCAAAAAAUUGGAGGGCGAGUUGUCAAUGUCCGUUAUGAAAUUGUCAGAACAGUCGACGCUAAUGGUGGAUUUGCAGAAGCAGCAUGAUCAGGCUUUAGCAGAGGCGAAGAGAGUUUGGGAGACUAAAUCACAUGAAGAUCUGGAUAAUUUACGUGCGGAGCAUGAAAAGGCGCUUGCGGAACUGCGAAGCACACUCGAAAAGCAACAUAAGGAAGCAACGGAUAAAAUCCGAGAUGAACAUGCGAAAUCCAUCGAAGCAAGCCAGGAGGCCAACAAGACUCAGUAUGACGAAUUGAAGAGGAAGAUAAAGGAGGAGCACGACAAUCAACUUGACGAGGUUAUGAAGACUCUCGAAAACCAAUGGAAAUCCCAAGUUGAACAGCUGGAAGAACAGAAUGCGGCCGCUAGUGCCCACCUGGAAAAGGCCUCAGCCGAUCACGAUGAAGCCCUCCAAGCUAUCAAGUCGGAGCAUGAAGCCGCCCGUGCCAAAUUGCAAGCGGAAUUGACAGAGGCCCGUAAUGUGUCUGAAUCGACCAAAGAAGAUACCACUGAGCUCGAUGAACUUCGGAAACAACUUGCGCAGGCACGAGAGCAAGCGCAGGAAGCCGAGAAAAAACACAACGAAGCUAUGGCUGCUGCGGUUGCGGAACGAGAAUCUGCCUUGGCCGUCAUGAAACAAGACCUCGCCGCCGCACAACAGGCUGCUGAACAAAGACCUGAUCCGGCCGAAUUCGAAGAACUUCAUACCAAACUCAUUACAGCCCACAAGGCCCUUGAUGAAUUGCACGAGAAGCAUGAGCAAGCAAUACGCGAAACUAAAGCACAAUACGACGGCAAACUCGAAACCCUUCUUACAGAGUUAAAUGAGACCAAGCAAGCGGCUGGUAAAGUUGCGGACGCCACGGAAUUGGAAACUGCCAGUGCCAGUCUCGAGGACGCAAAGAAAACGAUCGCUUCACUUCAAGCGGAACUAGAAGGGACCAUGCUAGAAGUCAAGACUCAACGAAGUUUGGCGGAAAGUGCUCAAAAGGAAGCCGAGCAAUUGAGACAACUUCGAAAAGACAGCGAAGCUGUGACGCUACCGAGCCCCAGAUCUGGGCCGACUUCCGAGGCCCGAGUUGUGGAAUCUAUAUCCGGAUUGCGAGGUGGAGGUAGUGACGAUACUGAAAGUGCUGAAACCCAGGAAGCUGCACCAGCAGACCAACAGCCUGCGAAACGCAAUGUCGCUGGCCAAUUAGCGGGUAUUCAAGAACAGAUCAAGCUAUUGGAUGAUAUAAGUGAGGACUUCCUUGAGGAACACCAAAAGAUGGCACGCAUUUUGAAUCGCGCUGAUGAUCGCACGGCGCGCACCGUUGAAGUCACUGAAACUGAAAAUGAAACGCUCGACAAGUGA